Molecule: messenger RNA, 1835 nt
Organism: Anopheles darlingi
Lineage: Eukaryota; Metazoa; Arthropoda; Insecta; Diptera; Culicidae
Product: apyrase-like
Exons: 3
Coding region: 1-1680 (559 amino acids)
Biological process (GO): AMP catabolic process
Cellular component (GO): plasma membrane
Molecular function (GO): nucleotide binding; 5'-nucleotidase activity; metal ion binding
Source: RefSeq, a predicted model, not a curated record
AUGAGCACACCUAGUCGUCCACGGAGGAUGGCCAAAAUUUCGCUCAUUUCGUUGUUGCUAUUUACUGCGUCACUGGUUACUACGAUUGGCAGCGCGCAGGAAUUGUUUCCGCUUUCGAUCGUGCACAUCAACGAUUUUCAUGCCCGUUUCGAGGAAGUGAACGCGGCCAGCGUCACGUGCGAUACGGCGGCCAGUGGUGAGCAGUGUGUCGGUGGGUACGCCCGGACGGUGACGGUGGUAAAGCGGUUACUAGCGGAGCGUCCGAACGCGAUCUACCUCAAUGCUGGCGAUAACUUCCAGGGAACACUCUGGUAUAACAUCCACCGUUGGAAUGCUACGACCGAGUUUCUCAACAUGUUGCCGGCGGAUGCGAUGACCAUCGGUAAUCACGAGUUUGAUAAUGGUGUCGAAGGGGUGGUUCCGUUUCUGGAAAAUAUCGCCUCACCGGUGCUGCUGGUGAAUGUGGACAACAGCGGUGAGCCGGAGUUUGCUCGGUUCACCAAAAGUUUGGUGUUGGAGCGUGGUGGCCGGCGGAUUGGGCUGAUCGGUGUCAUCCUUAGUACGACGGAUACGAUCGCCAAUACGGGCGAGUUGGUGUUCCAGGAUGAGGUGGAAACGGUGCGUGCCGAAGCGGAACAGCUGACGGCGCAGGGUGUGGACAUUAUCGUCGUCAUCUCGCACUGCGGACUGGAUGUGGAUCGUGUCAUCGCGGCCAAUGUGGGCCCGCUGGUGGACAUCAUUGUGGGGGGACACUCACACAGCUUCCUCUAUACCGGGGAUCAUCCGACGAUUCCAAUGACCCCGGUAGCCGAGUAUCCGACGGUGAUUGAGCAGCAACCCGGUGGCCAUCGGGUACUGAUCGUACAGGCCUCAGCGUACACCAAGCUUGUCGGGGACAUUGUGCUGUACUUCAAUGGACAAGGAAUCAUCCAACGCUGGGAGGGUAAUCCGGUGUAUCUGGCAAACGAGAUCGAACCGGAUGCGGAGAUUGCGGCCGCACUGUUACCAUGGAAGGUUGCGGUUGAUGAAAUCGGUAACCGUCGGAUCGGUGCGACCGGUGUCGAGCUGCAGAAGGCCACUUGCGGUUACGGGGAGUGCAAUCUUGGCAGCCUUAUCGCGGAUUCGAUGGUGGCGGCCUUUGUACCACGUGCUGAACCGGGACAGUGGACGUACGCAGCCGUUGCUGUGCUCGCUGUCGGUGGUAUACGAGUUGGAUUGUUCCGUGGUGAUUUGGCCUUCAAGAACCUGAUCGAGGUACUUCCGUUCGAGAAUGGGCUCGUGUGCUUCGAGAUGCGUGGCGAUCAUCUUAUCGAGCUGCUGGAGUACAGCGUGGAAAAGUCCUGGGAUGAUGAUCGCUUCAAUGGAGCUAAUAUGUUGCAGGUUUCCGGACUGCACGUUGUCUACAACGUGACCAAUCCGAUCGGUGAUCGUGUGGUAUCGUUGGACGUGCUGUGCCAUGAGUGUGCGAUACCGCGGUACGAACCGGUGCACCCGUUCCGGAAGUAUCGUGUCAUUACUAACUCCUUCCUGGCCGGUGGUGGCGAUGGGUUUACGAUGUUCGAACGAUACGGUCAGAAGCGAGUGCUAGGACCGGUUGAUAUCGAUGCGUUCGAAACGUACGUGCGUGACCGAUCGCCGGUUCUCCAGGGUGUUGAUGGAAGAAUUACGGUUCUGACGUAGUGGCACCGGGCAGCGCUACGAUGUAGUGUAGUAUCUGUGGACCUGGUCCGCGCUUCAUCUCAUUCUAAAUGCCAUGAUCAACCAGUUGUAAUUCCGUACCAGCGAAAAAAACGCUAGACAAAUGCUAGCUAUUUGACAAACUAAUAAAUCUUACU